UCAACGAAGUGACAGUGAAUGGAGGAGUGGGUAAGCAGCCUACACAUGUAGCUCCAAAGCCAGCCAGUAAAUCAGUUCUUAGAAGCUCUGUGGAGAACUUGCUGGAUGAGCUAGAGGGGACUGGACAUCAGCCAGGGAGAUUUCCCCUGGAUCCGAACUACCAAGAACUGAGUACGGUAACCUCCAACCAUUCCCAGCAUCAGCACAAUUCACCUUACAUCACAGGGGUUUCUUCCUCAUCAUCAUCAUCUUACCACCAACAACAGAACACCUCGUCAGCUACCAGGGAGCUUGAUGAGCUCAUGAUGUCUUUGUCAGAGUUUAAGAUGCAGAACAAAGGAGGUGAAGAUUUGAAUGAACCUGCCUAUGCUAAACCAAUAAAGAGUCGAACAGCAUCGACCUCUAGCCCAACCACCCCACAUGGCAUGGGUCCAGGCUACCACCAGAUCCAAGAACAGAGGCAGCAGUAUCAGCAGCAUCAGCACCAUACACAGAGGGAGAAUGGGCUGGAUGUCAUGCUGGGAGACCUACAGUCAGACAUGAACCGACAGGGGGUCAACAUCAAGCAGAAGGGAGUCUGUGCAGCUUGUCAGAAACCCAUAGUUGGCCAGGUUAUCGCUGCUCUAGGACGAACUUGGCACGUGGAGCACUUUGUUUGUGCCCACUGUGAGGAGCCGCUUGGUACCAAGAACUUCUAUGAGCGGGAUUCUCAGGCUUACUGUGAAACUGACUACCAUCACCUCUUUGCACCAAGAUGUGCCUACUGCAACGGACCCAUUGUAGAUAAAUGCAUCACUGCCUUGGAAAAGAUGUGGCACCCCGAGCAUUUCUUCUGUGCCCAGUGUGGUCGUCCAUUUGGUGAAGAGGACUUUCAUGAGAAGAAUGGCAAAGCUUAUUGCAGGGAGGACUACUUCCAGAUGUUUGCCCCUAAAUGUGGAGGAUGUGCCCAGCCCAUCAUGGAGAACUACAUUUCAGCUCUCAAUAGACAGUGGCACCCCGAGUGUUUUGUUUGCUGGGAAUGUCGCAGCACGUUCGGAGCAGGUAGCUUUUUCGACUAUGAAGGACUGCCUUACUGCGAGACUCACUAUCAUGGCAAGAAAGGCUCUCUGUGUGCCAGCUGUGAGAGACCUAUCACAGGCCGCUGCAUCACAGCCAUGUUCAAGAAGUUUCAUCCUGAGCAUUUUGUUUGUGCCUUCUGUCUGAAACAGCUCAACAAAGGAACCUUCAAGGAACAGAACGAUAAGCCUUACUGUCAUCCUUGUUUUGUGAAGUUGUUUGGGUAA
Molecule: messenger RNA, 1283 nt
Organism: Candidula unifasciata
Lineage: Eukaryota; Metazoa; Mollusca; Gastropoda; Stylommatophora; Geomitridae
Source: the annotation of a GenBank genome assembly